GAGCAUGCGUCUCUACUGAAAGACUUGUGCUGUAAGCAAUGAGAAGUGUGUGCUUGUGAUGCCCUCGCACUUUUAUCUGUUGCAAUAGAUAUUUGUUUCUCCCCUCCUCUUAUAUUUAGAUUGUUAUCAAUAAUAUACGAAAUGAACGUACAGGAGCCGAACGAAAAAUAAAUGAAAAACAAAAACUUCUUGCAUGGUAUGAAAACACAAAACUUGAUAUGGCGAAUGAAGAACAUUUUUCUCAUGGAAAGGAAGAGAAAAUACAUCAAGACACUUUAAAAAAAUUGGUUGAUCAUUGUGGUUAUUUGAAUUAUCAUCAAUGUGUCGAUUUAAUGAUUGAAAGUGUUCGUUUAGCCGUAUCACGUUAUGAACAUGAAAAAGCAAAGGCUGAUUUAGAAGAAAAUACACAGAAUUUUAAUAAAAUUCAACUUGAAGGAGUGACAAAGCAAAAUGAAAUGAAAAUAAGUGAAAUUGAAACUCGAAUAUGGGCACGAAUAAUAACAGAAUUAUUUGAGAUACCAUUACCAGGAAAUUUGUCGCUAUUUAUGAAUCAAAUACUUGGUCAAAUAAAAUUGGUUUUUCACAUGUAUCCGGAAGACAAAAUAUUAUCUAAAUUACCAAUUAUCUCAUUAACAAAUACGGAUCAGGGUAGAAUCGCAACAAAUAAAACAUCAGCACAACUUCAGAUCAUUACUUUCGAUGAUGGAUUAACGUUAUCUGAGGUGCUUCAUGAAUAUCAAAUACAACAAACAAUGUUAGUUGAGUUACAAUCUCAUUACCGAGAAAUAGAAUUACAUAUGCAUCAGUAUCAAAUAGCAGCUGAGAAUGCUAAACAGAAAUGGUUGAAUCAAGUGAGAAUAUUACUUUUGGCGAUAAAUGAAAGUGCGGUUAAAUUUUUCAAUGCAAUGGGUCUUAAUGUAGAUAUAUGUUUAUAUAUACCUGAAAAUGAUUUAUUUUUUAUACAAAAAGGAAAAAUACUUAUCAGUUUUGAUAAAGUUAAUAAACGUGAAAUGGAAGACAAGUUUCAAAAAGCUUGA
Molecule: messenger RNA, 1037 nt
Organism: Didymodactylos carnosus
Lineage: Eukaryota; Metazoa; Rotifera; Eurotatoria; Philodinida; Philodinidae
Source: the annotation of a GenBank genome assembly